AUGAGGACCCCCCCGCCUCCCUCCCCAGUUGAUGCCGCUUCGUCCACUGCCUCCUCCAAAUGCUCUCAUCGCCUUUCCUCAAGAUCUCGCCUCUCCGCUGCGUGCCCUUUUGUCUCUUACGACCCUGACCCUUCAGCGUUCUCGAUGCGCCAGUAUGAUUUUUCUGCAGAUGAUGCGCCUGUCCAUUCUCUAAAAUCUUCUUCUUCUGUUGUUGCCGCUGCCGCCGCCGUCACCUCCAUGCGCGAGUCCUUUGCAGAGCCCACUCCACCCCCCGAACAUUCACAUCAUCAUCGAAGACCGGGCCUACCGCCUCGUGGCCAGCGGCAGAGCAUGCACACCUUGGAGGAACUGCGGAAUCAAAUGGAAGGAGUCUCUGUCUUUCACUCCCGCUCCAGUUCUCACACUUUCUCCACCAAGCCUCCUCCGAUUUCAAGCCAUGAGAUGAAGUCGCCUCGCAAGGCCAAGAGAAGCAUCCGUUCCACCCCUUCAUCGCCCUCCAACAUCCCAGUUCCUCCGGCUUCGUUGAAGCCCAGCGGCCACCCUGAUUCCUCCUCCUCGUCGUGCACUGUCAAAUCGCCCAAGCGGACCGAUCAUUCUGAACUGUUGCCUUUCCAUUCCCACCCCCUUCAUCCUUGGUCGCGUCCAACCAGGGAUCGAAGAAAUAAGUCGCCGUCUGCCGCGUCUGAGUCUGCCGAAUUGAAUGGCUCGACAUGGCAGGACCCCUUCAUGUCCUAUGAUUCUGACACUGCGGCGGAUGACCCGAGGUAUCCCACCCCGAACCUUUACGAUAUCACUUUGGCGCUGAAUUCUGAGGCCGGUUUGGAUGCCUGGUGGUCGAAUACUGUGCGGGUUCUCCAUACCCAUUUUGGUGCUGAAAGGGCGGCCCUAGCAGUACCCGGCGAUAGUACCGACUUGGAGAACGUUCCAUGGGGUCAGAAGGCAACGUAUAGUCUCUAUGGCUAUAGGUCUUCUUCGCCGUCAGCUGGGACUACACAAGGUAGUUGUGGUGUAGAAGCGCCAUUGAAGGAUUCUCCUGAUCAAGAAACCGCCGAUAUGGACAGGGGACAAAAUAACAGUAUAUCCACGAAACCAAACGGACAUGUUCUCACGCCGUCUGAGAAGCGCCCCCCUGUUGUUGCACGUCAUUCCUUUGCUGGCUUCGGGGGCCCCGGAAAUGUAGGUAGCCGUGAUAAGAAUGUACGGCCAGAUGUACUCAAGCGGACGAAAAGCUCAUUGGGCUCUGCCAUGUUGCAACAUGGAACAAAAGGAGAUAAAGAUUCGACAGUGUUGGCAGAUCAUGCUCUCGCCUCAUCGUCUGACCAACGGCCCUCACAGACCUCGGUGGAUUCGAGAGAACGCACCCCUUGCCCAUCAGUGGCCGUUUUCCCCGUUCCACGUGCUUUAGAAGUUGAAUCAGACCCUCUAAUUCGGCGAACAGGUGUGGUGAAGCUCUUUGGGAGAACCAAGCCUGCCGUUUUAACGAGGCAAUAUUCUCACGAUCCGAUGGCGUCACCUAUAUACGACUCUGUCAUGAAGCAGGUAUCAAAGGAUGACACGCAUCAGACAGCAUCAGAUGUUCCAGUUCUUAGUGAACCUGCAACUUGUGAUGUAUCCAUAGGUCGAGUGAGCAUAUACUCUGCGUCAAGUACAAGUACGACUACACAGACCAUAAUGGAGUUACCGAGAACUUCUGCCGCUGACUGUAGUCGCAACGGGGCUUCUCCUCCUAGCUCCUCUUGUUCGGAUUCAUACGAAGAAUAUGAACAAAUUCCUCAGUCACCAUGGUCGCAAUCGCCUGCUCCAUCUCCUGCUCCCAUCUCAGAUCCAGAGAAAAACCCCUUUUUCAAUACCAACAAGGUAGAUGAGGAUGCCUUUGCUUCGAGUCCACCGUUGCGUGAUUAUUCCACAAACCAACCUAUCGAAGCCAUUGGCGUUGAUCGUGCUAAAACAAUCAUACACAUACCCUUGGUGCAUUCUUCAUCUUCGAAACAAUCCAUCUCAAACACAUUGAGAUUUCCCGUUGCUAUCAUUUCGGUUCUCACCUCAACCAUUCCUUACCCGGCAAACCUGAGAAAGUCUCUCGAGUACCUCCUUCCGCACCUUACCACUUCCUUUUGCCUGGCCCAGCAGUACAGCCAGCUUGAGCGGCAGCUAUCGACUUCGCGGACCCAGCGAUUCGGCCAUAUCCUUGGGCUUGGCGGGACCUUUUCCGAUGCCAGCAGCGAAAUGGAAUUGGUGGCAGGACUCAGCAACCACGUUAAUUACCCAUUGGGAGAGAACGUUUCAUUGCAGGCCCACUCAACCAUAUCGAGCCCGCUCCAGCGAUCGGAUACUAGCAGAUCCAAUUCCGCAAUUUCAGGGGUCAAUACUCCUGGGAUGGAAAUUGGGGUGGGCAUGCCCCGUGACAUUUACCUUACCCCGGGUUUACUGUCCAAACAAACUUCAGAAUACUCGGACAGUUAUUUCAAUCUCAAACAACAACCAGGCGGUAUCAGUAAGAUGAACCAACAAAGAAUGAGACAAUCAAAACAGUUGCGAGACCCUUCUACUUCACUUUCACCUCCCCUUGGGUCAUUGCGGGGUUCAUCUACAGAGUUCGAUGAAUUAACCUCUAGAGAUCCUGGUUUAGUACCCACUCCUCCAUCCAGGACUCCGAGCAUGUCUGCGUUACCGCAAGGGUUCUCGCGAUUUGCCUCACCAGUUUCGAUUGCUACACAGCUACAUCGAGAACUCCCACCACGACCGUUCCCCGAUACUAUAGCACAGUUGAUGCUUAAUUCAGUGCCACUACACCUAUUUCUGGCAAAGCCCCACACUGGAGAAGUCAUUUGGACGAAUGAUAAAUUCGAUUCUUACCGAACCAGUCAACCGCAUGAGCAACGUGCCAGAGACCCGUGGCUUGAUGUGCAUGACAGUGAACGCGAGAAUCUACUAAAACAGUGGGAAAAGGCCCUUCGAUCGGGGUCGCAGUUCACAGAGCGAGUUCGUGUUAAACGAUACAAUGACGAGUCGGCAUAUCGCUGGUUUAUUUUCCGUGCGAAUCCAUUACUGUCGCAGGCGGGAGAGCUACUCUAUUGGAUUGGAUCAUUUCUCGAUGUUCACGAGCAGCGCAUUGCUGAGAUGAAGGCAGCGCAGGAGAGGGAGGUAUUUGCUACGAACGCGAAAUACAAAGCGUUAGCAAAUUCAAUACCCCAGGUAGUGUUCGAGGCUGCUGAGUAUCAUGGGCUUAUCUCGGCCAACGAACAGUGGCAGCUGUACACGGGUCAAUCCCUGGAGGAUGCCCUUAACCUAGGCUUUGCGAAACAUAUACAUCGAGACGACCUUGAGAAAUGCGGUAUCUUACUCCCGCCAAACAUCAUCCCGGAGUCCGACAAUCCGAUCGAGUUUGGACGUAUCAUCAAUUCCCUGCGGGGUUCGGAACCCUUUAAUGGAACCCCUGAGUCGGAUUCAAGCGAGCUACGAAAUAAACGUCCAUUUUCUCGAACCAAUUCAUUCCAUGAUAAAAAUGGACGUUCAAAAUACCAAGGGCUAACGCAUGCGCUCCAUGAGCUUGUGGAAAAAGGUGUGGUCACCAUACAGAAAGAUGAAAACGAGAGGUAUUCGUAUACAACCGAAAUCCGGUUGCGAUCGAGAGGCGGUGACUUCCGAUGGCAUCUCGUGCGUCUUGUGAAAGUUGAAACGACAAGUUUUGGCGAUGGCGAGGCUUCCUGGUAUGGUACCUGCACCGAUAUCAAUGAUCGAAAACUUCUAGAACGGAAGUUGAAUAGGGAGAUGGAGUCGAAAACGAAAUUUUUCAGUAAUAUGUCCCACGAGAUCAGAACGCCGCUUAAUGGGAUCCUGGGGACGAUUCCUUUUAUUUUGGAUACGCAGUUAGAUAACGAUCAAAGACGUAUGCUCGAUACUAUCCAGAACAGUUCUACCAACCUACGUGAACUUGUCGACAAUAUUUUGGAUGUAUCCAAAGUAGAAGCAGGGAAGAUGAACAUGGUGCGGCAAUGGUUCCAUGUUCGCUCUGUCGUGGAAGAUGUGAUUGAUACGAUCGGGUCGAGGGCGAUAGAUAAGGGACUUGAACUGAAUUAUCUCGUCGAGCCAGAUGUCCCUGCAAUGGUGAUUGGGGAUAGGUUCCGAAUACGCCAGAUCCUUAUUAACCUGAUGGGAAAUGCAGUCAAGUUCACGUCACAGGGAGAAAUAUACACACGCUGUUCAAUCCAUCGCGACCCUUCCGUUCCUGUAAACGGAACAGAGAUCCUUUUGAAUUUUGAGGUCGUUGAUACCGGCAAAGGAUUUAGCUCUACAGAUGCCGAGCGUCUAAUGCAAAGAUUCAGCCAGAUUGAGGGGAGCGGCUCGCAGCAGCAUUCAGGAAGUGGGCUUGGCCUCUUCUUGUCCAAACAGCUCGUGGAGAUGCAUGGUGGGCGCUUGACCCCGACAAGCAAGGAAGGCCAAGGCGCCAAAUUCUCGUUUUUUGUUAAGGUUGAUGCACCUCCACCGCCACCGCCCCAGGAUGCAUCCAAUUUAAACCUUGAGGAUCGAUACCUUCAACCCAUAGACGAUAUUUCUUCAUUUAAGAGCCCAAACAAACAGGAAUUUCAUCUCACUCAAGAUAUACUAAGCUUGCAUUCAUCGACAAAUUCGGAUGUCAUGAGUCUACCCAGCAAGCAACUCUCUGGAUCGUCUUGGGGAUCAAAUCAAAUCAACACGCCACCAUCCUCUCGGAGUGGAGGAACUCCUUCGAAGCCUGAUCAGCCUAGCCAAAUCAUUCCCCUUGGUAUAUCAAGUCCCAGCAUGGCAGCGACUGAGGUUCUGGUUAGCAGUUCUUCCUCUCAAAAUAUCGCACCUGCGCUUCCUUCGUCAUAUGAUGUAUUGAUAAUAUGCCCCUUCGAUUAUGCCCGCGAGGCUCUAAAGCAACACAUCGAGCAAGUUAUUCCUCUCGAGGUCACCUGCAAAGAAACUGCGAUUCUCGAUGUCGAAGACUGGAAGGAUCUUGUUACUGGCGGUGAAUGUCCCAAGUUCUCUCACCUGGUAGUCUGCCUCCCAGAUGCCAACGACGUCAAGGAAACUAUGCAAAUCAUUAUCCAAUUUGGUUGGGAUAAUAACAACAUCAAACACAUGCCGGCCUUGAUCAUCGUCUCGGACAUCUAUCAGAAACGGGAGAUCAGCGAGGCCUACGACCGAUUCUGUGCCGCUGGAGGUAAAGGAUUCUUAGUUCCGAAGCCCGUGAAGCCCUCAUCGUUCUCGAGGAUUUUUGACCCGAGUAAUCAGCGAGAUCUUAGCAAUGACCGAAACCAGGAUAUGGCGCGGGAAAUUAAUAAUAGUUUCAAGACCAUGUCGAAGAUUGUUAAGGAGGUUAUUGGGAAUAAAGGAUAUCGGAUUUUACUUGUGGAGGAUGAUGAAACUAACCGGACGGUCAUGUUGAAAUACCUGGACAAAGUUAAAUUGGCCUCCGAAACAGCCGGCAACGGCCAGGAAUGCAUCGACAUGGUCUUUUCCAAAGAGCCCGGCUAUUACUCCUUGAUUAUCUGUGACAUCCAAAUGCCUAUUAAAAACGGCUACGAAACCUGCCAAGAAAUCCGCUCCUGGGAACAGAGGAACCACUUCCCGCAAAUCCCCAUCAUGGCGCUCUCCGCAAACGCAAUGAUGGACCAAAUCGACGACGCUUCGCGCGCUGGCUUCAAUGACUAUGUCACAAAACCUAUCAAGCACAAUGAACUUGGGAAGAUGAUGAUGGAGUUGCUUGAUCCCAGUGUUCCCCAGGUCCUGCUUAGGGAUCGAAAUAAAUAAUGGUGUUCGUCGCCGUCUUCACCCGUUGCAGCAGCAGUAGCAUUGAGGGAGGUGUUCUUGAAACGAUGG
Messenger RNA from Histoplasma capsulatum G186AR, 5847 nucleotides. RefSeq names its product histidine kinase. The record is from RefSeq and is a predicted model, not a curated record. Bases 1 to 5778 code for a protein of 1925 amino acids. NCBI's taxonomy places the organism in Eukaryota, Fungi, Ascomycota, Eurotiomycetes, Onygenales, Ajellomycetaceae. Gene Ontology annotation, biological process: phosphorelay signal transduction system; protein autophosphorylation. Gene Ontology annotation, molecular function: histidine phosphotransfer kinase activity; phosphorelay sensor kinase activity. The transcript has 4 exons.